GCUUCGUAAGAAAACAUUAACGUGUACUUAGUUGCAAACGUUGCUUAUAUAACAAUUAUUGAUUUAGAAAUUAUUAUUAUUUUAAUAUAUAAUUAAUAGUGAUGUAAAAUAUAAUUUUAACUAAGUAAUAAUUUAAGUAUUUAUUGAUAAUUAUUAUUAUUGAAUCAGCCAUGGUGACCUUCAAAGUUUUAUUUUGCCUAUUUGUGCUCUCUGAGUGCCAAAAUUUGUUUACUUCCGCACGAUCUCGUAACAUGCGACGAUGCUUCGAUUGCGUUUCAGUGAAAUCGUGUGAAUCAGCCGUUAAAUUUGCUACCAUGCUACACCAAGGAUCUCUGCCUGAAGAACAAAGAGAAACGUUUUAUAAAGCCGUGUGUGGUUACGAUGCAUACGAACCUAAUGUACCAAAGGUGUGCUGCUCGGACUUUCCCAUGAUAAAAACAGCGGCAAUGCACCCACGAAUGAAUCGAGGAAGUAGUGAAGAAACUAACCUCGAGGAUUCCAUUGAAACACAUCCUAAUGUCGAUCUGCUGCCAAGCAUCUGCGGAGGCAUUGACGGAAGACGCAUUAUCAAUGGUCACGUCGCUAAGUUGUACGAGUUCCCCUGGAUGGCUCUCAUCGCUUAUAACACAAGUAUAGGUACGCAGUUCCAUUGCGGUGGGAGCGUUAUCAACUCAAGAUAUAUUCUGACAGCUGCUCACUGCACUAUCAAUGUAUAUACUGGUGAAUUUAAGAAAAUAGCUGGCGUACGAAUUGGGGAGAUAGAUUAUAAUACAGAUUUUGACUGUCAAGGAAGCUACCCGGAUAGAAUUUGUGAAUCUAAGAUUCAGGAUAUGUACGUGGAAAAAAUAAUACCCCAUGAAAAUUUCUUUGCACAACAACCAAAGGCAGAUAUUGCGCUUCUUCGCCUUGCUGAUCCAAUUACUAUGUACAAAAAUGCGGCUCCAAUAUGCCUGCCAGUGUACAGUGAGCUACGUAACGUAAACCUCACGGGCCUUAACGGAACUGUGGCUGGCUGGGGAGCUACUGAGAAGGAAACACAAUCCACUAUACUACUGAAGGUCCAAGUUCCAAUUAACACUGAUGGUGCCUGCGCCCAUGACAAUAAUAACGGAAUACUGUGCGCUGGUGAAGAAUUGAAGGACUCUUGCGAGGGUGACUCGGGAGGUCCUCUUAUGGUAGAGUCGGACUUCAAUGGUUCUAUACGGCAGGUUCAAUACGGCAUCGUUUCUCGAGGUCCCCGGACGUGUGGAUCAGAAAACCCUGGAGUUUAUACAGAUGUAUCGAAGUAUAUGGAUUGGAUAUUAGACAAUAUUAGGAAAUAGUUUUGUACUACUCCUAGCACAGUCUUUCCUGACUAGUUGGAGGGGAAUGGGAAUAAUGGUCAUAUUAAAAAAAAAUUAAAAGAUGAAAAUAGAUAUAACAAAUAUUCUUAAAAAAUAGUUAAUAAUAAGAAUAAGAAUAAGAAUAAGAAUAAGAA
Molecule: messenger RNA, 1477 nt
Organism: Bicyclus anynana (squinting bush brown)
Lineage: Eukaryota; Metazoa; Arthropoda; Insecta; Lepidoptera; Nymphalidae
Product: CLIP domain-containing serine protease HP8
Exons: 7
Coding region: 171-1322 (383 amino acids)
Biological process (GO): proteolysis
Molecular function (GO): serine-type endopeptidase activity
Source: RefSeq, a predicted model, not a curated record